AUGGGGAACGCGAGCAGUUCACCGAAGAUCUCGUCCCAGGAUAGGGCGAUUCUCGACCUCAAAAACCAGCGCGACAAACUCCACCAAUAUCAACGCCGAAUUACCGUCCUAACAGACCGCGAAACCGAAAUCGCAAAGGAAUGCCUAGCCCGCAAUGAUCGGCGGCGUGCCCUUCUCGCCCUCCGACGCAAGAAAUACCAAGAAUCCCUACUUGCCAAGACAGACGGUCAACUUGCGCAGCUAGAGGCUUUGACCGGGCAAGUGGAGUUCGCGCUUGUGCAGAAGGACGUGCUGUAUGGUUUACAGCAAGGAACGCAGGUGCUGCAGACUAUCAAUAGGGAGAUGGGUGGUAUUGAGAAUGUUGAGAGGUUAAUGGGCGAUUCCGAGGAUGCGAGGGCGUAUCAGGAGGAGGUGAGUCAGAUGUUGGCUGGCCAUCUGACAAACCAGGAUGAGGAUGAAGUCGAAGAUGAAUUGGAGGCUUUGCGGCUUGAGGCUGCUGGGCCGCAAGCCCUACCUGAUCCAGUUGUUUUGCCUAGUCCGCCCACCGCGAGGCCUGCUGAGCGGGUCGAAGAGUCGGAGCCGACUCGGGAGAGGGCUGCUAGGGCUCGAACUGAAACGAGGACAGCUUUGCCUGCGUGA
Molecule: messenger RNA, 639 nt
Organism: Penicillium soppii
Lineage: Eukaryota; Fungi; Ascomycota; Eurotiomycetes; Eurotiales; Aspergillaceae
Product: ESCRT-III subunit protein VPS20
Exons: 3
Coding region: 1-639 (212 amino acids)
Biological process (GO): vesicle budding from membrane; late endosome to vacuole transport via multivesicular body sorting pathway
Cellular component (GO): multivesicular body; ESCRT III complex
Source: RefSeq, a predicted model, not a curated record